AUGGCCAGCCAGUCCUCUGGCGACGUCGAGAUACUAGUCCACGUCGCCGCGCCCAGUAGGGUCUCCGACGAUGCCACCUACCGCCGCCUCGCCCAGGCCUACUUGUCCUUUGCGCCGGACCACCGCGCACGCGUCAGCAGCAUUCCCUGCUCGCCAGAGGUCGAGCCCCAGCCCCAGCCCCAGCCCCAGCCGUCUUUUCGGCAGAGCCAGCCCGACGAGGCCGGCUCCAUUGUGCUGCGGUCGUUUUGCCCCGACGAGCAGGACAUGAGCUUUGCGGGAGCGUUGGACAAUAGGCACUCGCCACGCAUCAUCAUCACGGGAAAGGCGCGGCCGACUACGCCGCCGAGGGUCGCACUGCCAGAUGAUAAUGUCACGACCACAACGGUGCCCCAGCUGCUGCCGAGCCAGGUUGCCGACUCGUACCCCAUGCCGGACUGCGACUUGUUUAAUGUUACCCCCACGCGGGUUCUGCAGCGGUACAUGGGCGGCAGUCGGCAGCCUGACUUGGCUCCCGCGAUGCAGGCGCCAAUGUCGUCGCCUACGCUGUCGAGCGACGGCGACGGGGCGGAGAAGAAUAUACAGACAGAGGUGCAGGCCACAGCUGUCAACACAUCUUUGAUUUCUGCGUCGGACCCGAAUAGCUCUCAAGAGAACAGGAAGCAGCGCCAGGCCACGAUCCCCGUCACGCCUCUCGUGGAAGGGGCCUCUCGAAAGCGCAAAGCUGAUGGCAGUGAAGACGUCCACGACACAUCAGCGCUAGACGUCACGCACAUAUCCAGUAGCGAUAUCUCCUCCGCUUCGUACCUCCGGCGCGCCGAGUCUGCUCCCUUGCCAUCCAAACGCCUUCGCCCACUCGCCUCAGACUCUGCCGCCACCACCGUCCGUCUCGCCCGCCACGCCAGCGAAACCACCCAUCACCAACCUCAUCCCCAUCACGGCACACCGCCACCACCACCACCACCGCCGCCGCCGCCUCCCUCGUGUUCCCUCCCCCUCUCCUACGACGCCCUCUCGCAGAUCCCCUCCACCUGUCCCUCCUCCUCGCUCUCCGCGCGCCCGCCCUCGCCCCCCAUCGGCAUCGACCGCCUCGACCUCUCCAGCCUCGUCUCCGCCAAGCUCGCCAAGCUCGCCCGCGACCUCUCGUCACGGUACCGCCCGCUUCUUCGCCGCAGCGCCGCCCUCGACCCGCUCGAGCGUGGCCAUUGGCGCGUCGACUGUCGCCGCUGGACACCCACCCUGCGCGCCGACGCCUGGGCCUUUCUCACAUCUUAUAUUCGCAGCGGCCUCGCCGGCUGGGGCGUCUGGUGCCGCCGCGACCCCGACGGCUGUACGCUCAAGCUCUACGGGUGGGCGCACGUCGCCAAGCACACCUACCUCUUGCUGUACCUGGCCAGCGGACGCCAGAUCAAGACGACGGGUGCGCAGUGGUUCGAUGCCGAGGGCAAGGUCGCCAUCGAGAUUGUGCCCUAG
Messenger RNA from Beauveria bassiana ARSEF 2860, 1470 nucleotides. RefSeq lists its product as uncharacterized. The record is from RefSeq and is a predicted model, not a curated record. The transcript has a single exon. The coding region runs from base 1 to 1470 and encodes 489 amino acids. NCBI's taxonomy places the organism in Eukaryota, Fungi, Ascomycota, Sordariomycetes, Hypocreales, Cordycipitaceae.